Alternaria rosae is the source of this 729-nucleotide messenger RNA. RefSeq lists its product as uncharacterized. The coding region runs from base 1 to 729 and encodes 242 amino acids. Lineage: Eukaryota; Fungi; Ascomycota; Dothideomycetes; Pleosporales; Pleosporaceae. The transcript is spliced from 3 exons. The record is from RefSeq and is a predicted model, not a curated record.
AUGAAAGACAGCCAAAACCCGAUGAGCCUCGAGCGAAUACUAGCUCCCGAUACUUCCGAUAAUCUUGACACUUCUGAAACCCCAGCUGGUAAGCCGCACAAAGUAACGGCGCAACACUGCAGCGGUUUGCACGCCUUUGGCGCAACAACUAGCACCGCCUCCCGAGACAAGCGAUACGACAACUCUGCGCAGACUGUCGAUGCAGUGAACGUUGAGAAAGCUCCGCCCAUCACCGCCGGCGUAAGCUCAGGUGCUUCAAACAUCGGCCGAAUCCCUUUCAAAAGAGACAAGAAAUUUAUCGUCGUCAACCCUGGAGACUGUUAUACACCCAGCAACGAGUACAACCCAAUUUGCGGGACGUGUGGCAGGGAUGAUCUCAUUUUUGAUGACUUGAACCGCCACCAGAAGUCACCCUACUGUGUGAACGAGCGAACCUUCAAACUAGCGUACGCUAAAGCUGUUUUAAACUACCGCUACGAUCAGCUCCCAGCCGUUCUUAGUCGCUUUGAUAAACAGCAUGGUCAGACGACCAAAUACUGCAAGUCUGACUUGGACAGAGUCCUUUCGCUGUUGUCAGGAGCCCCGACUUAUGCCCUCGAAAUGACUGCCGCUGGGACAUCAUCAGCUCCCAACUGUUUCGAAGCCACCACGAGGACUGCAGCCGACACUGCUACGAAAGCCAUGUUGUCGCAGGCCAUGCGCUAUCCGGAACAUAAGCCUUAUUACUAA